CUCCAGCGAGUUAUGUUUCGCGGGUUCCUACUUUCUUCACGCAGGCGAAACCACUACAGUUCAACCCCCGCUUUCAGCACGUCCGCUGCCCCACUUGUUCUCCCACGACCACGAGACAACAGCCUUCUCUUCAACCCUCAAAGGCCUCUUCCCCCUAUCCGACCGUCGCCUCACUAUCCGAUCCCGCCACAGAACUUGGUCGAUAACUACCCUCUAUCUCAAUUCCACCUAAAUCAAUCCGCGGAACACAGUUAUGUUCAGUCCUCUGGUUCUGAGACGUUCGAGCGUCUUGUUUGCGGAUGCCAAAGCUCUUGUUCCUCUGAAGAUGCUGAACAGUUUCAUCUGCAGAUUUAUAAAUGUGGGUUCUCCGGUGAUUUGUUCUUGUCUAAUACUCUCAUUAAUGCCUACAUCAGAGUUGGUGAUUUGGUCUCUGCGCAGAAGCUGUUUGAUGAAAUGCCCGACAAGAACUCUGUUACCUGGUCCUGCUUGAUCUCUGGCCAUACUCAAAAUGACAUGCCUGUUGAGGCGUGUAAACAUUUCCGGGGAAUGAUUUGUGCGGGUUUUGUCCCGAACCAGUAUGCUCUUGGUAGUGUUCUCCGAGCUUGCCGGGACAUGAAAUCUUGCGGGCUUAAACUCGGGAUGCAAGUUCAUGGUUUAAUUUUGAAAACUCGGUAUGCAUGGGAUGUGGUGGUGUGUAAUGGGCUGAUAUCAAUGUAUGGAAGUUGUUUGAAUUCCACUACUUGUGCCCGUUGUGUUUUUGAGGAUAUUGGAACUAAGAAUUCAAUAUCAUGGAAUUCUAUUAUUUCACUGUAUUCUCAGAGAGGAGAUGCAGUUUCUUCUUUUGAGCUAUUUUCAGACAUGCAACUUGAGGGCUUGAGACUUGGUUUCAAAUCUAAUGAGUAUACCUUUGGUAGCUUAAUAACAGCUGCCUGUUCUUCUGUUGAGGGUGGAUUAUGCUUAGUAGAGCAGAUUCUUGCCAGAGUCAAGAAAGCUGGAUUCAUGCUAGAUCUCUAUGUGGGAAGUGCUUUAGUAAGUGGAUUUGCAAGGUUAGGGCUGAUUGAUAGUGCCAAGAAGAUUUUUGAGCAGAUGAGUAACAGGAAUGCAGUCUCCCUGAAUGGCUUGAUGGUUGGAUUGGUGAAGCAAAGGCAAGGAGAGGCAGCAGCUGAGGUUUUCGGGGAUAUGAAAGACCCAAUUGGAAUUAAUUUUGAUUCUUAUGUUGUUCUUCUAAGUGCUUUUUCUGAAUUUACUGAUGUGGAAGAAGGGAGAAAAAGGGGUAGAGAGGUUCACGCGUAUGCAAUUCGAACUGGGUUAGUUGAUGUUAAGGUUGCAAUUGGGAAUGGGCUUGUUAAUAUGUAUGCUAAAUGUGGUGCAAUUGAUGAUGCUUGUUCAGUUUUCGGGCUCAUGAUUGCCAAAGAUUCAGUCUCAUGGAACUCAAUGAUCUCAGGUCUUGACCAAAGUGGGCGUUUUGGAGAUGCAGUCACGAGCUUCUGCAGAAUGAGACAAACUGGCUUGAUGCCUUCGAAGUUUACACUGAUAAGCAGUUUGAGUUCAUGUGCAAGCUUGGGCUGGAUCAUGCUGGGAGCACAAAUACAUUGUGAAGGGCUGAAACUGGGACUUGAUUUGGAUGUUUCAGUUUCAAAUGCUCUUCUUGCAUUAUAUGCAGGGACUGGAUUUCUUGCUGCAGGCCAGAAACUAUUUGCUUUGAUGCCGGAGUAUGAUCAAGUUUCAUGGAAUUCUAUGAUUGGAGCAUUUGCUGAUUCAGAGGCAUCUGUUUUUGAAUCUGUUACAUACUUCUUGGAAAUGAUGCGAGCAGGAUGGAAUCUUAAUAAAGUAACCUUCAUGAACAUUCUUGCUGCAGUGUCAUCUCUUUCACUUCACAAACUGGGCUUUCAAAUUCAUGCUCUAGCACUAAAAUACUGUGUUGCGGAUGACACUGCCAUUGAGAAUGCACUUCUCUCGUGCUAUGGGAAGUGUGGACAGAUGGAAGUCUGUGAGAAGAUCUUUGCUAGGAUGUAUGAAAGGAGGGAUGAAGUAAGUUGGAAUUCAAUGAUUUCUGGUUACAUACAUAAUGAGCUCUUGAACAAGGCCAUGGAUUUGGCCUGGUUUAUGAUGCAGAAUGGACAGAGAUUAGAUUGUUUCACCUUUGCCACUGUUCUUAGUGCAUGUGCUUCAGUUGCAACUUUGGAACGUGGCAUGGAAGUUCAUGCGUGUGAAAUAAGAGCUAGUUUGGAAUCUGAUGUUGUAGUUGGCAGUGCACUUGUUGACAUGUACUCCAAAUGUGGAAGAAUAGAUUACGCUUCAAGAUUCUUUUGGUCGAUGCCCAUUAAGAAUGUAUAUUCUUGGAAUUCAAUGAUAUCAGGCUAUGCACGACAUGGACUUGGGGAGAGAGCUUUAAAUCUUUUUAGGCAAAUGAAGCUAGGUGGUCAACCACCUGAUCAUGUCACAUUUGUUGGGGUCUUGUCGGCUUGUAGCCAUGUGGGAUUGGUCGAGGAAGGAUUUGAGCAUUUUGAAUCUAUGAGCAAGGUAUAUGGUUUAGCUCCACGGUUGGAGCAUUUUUCUUGUAUGGUGGAUCUCCUUGCACGAGCAGGUGAGCUUAAUAAGGUAGAAAACUUUAUCAAUAGGAUGCCAGUCAGGCCUAAUGUUCUUAUUUGGAGGACAGUUUUGGGAUCCUGCUGUCGAGCAAAUGGUCGCUGCACAGAAUUAGGUAAGAGAGCUGCUGAAAUGCUUCUGGAGUUGGAACCUCAAAAUGCUGCAAACUAUGUGCUUCUUUCCAAUAUGUAUGCCUCUGGAGGUAAAUGGGAAGAUGUGGCAAAGGCUAGGACAUUAAUGAGGGAAGCAGCAGUGAAGAAGGAAGCUGGUUGUAGCUGGGUCACCAUGAAAGAUGGUGUUCAUGUCUUUGUAGCUGGAGACAAAUCACAUCCUGAUAAUUACUUGAUCUAUGAAAAACUCCGCGAACUGCAUCAGAAAAUAAAGGAUGCUGGUUAUGUGCCACAGACAAAAUUUGCUCUUUAUGAUCUUGACCUGGAAAAUAAAGAAGAACUGUUGAGCUAUCACAGUGAGAGACUUGCAGUUGCUUUUGUUCUCUCUCGUAAAUCUGGGAUGCCUAUAAGGAUUAUGAAAAAUUUACGGAUUUGUGGCGACUGUCACUCUGCCUUCAAAUAUAUAUCAAGAAUCAUUGGUCGUCAAAUAGUAUUGCGAGAUUCAAACAGAUUUCAUCAUUUUGUUAAUGGUGACUGCUCAUGUGGGGAUUAUUGGUGACUAAGCAGUCAUUGCCAAUCUUGGAAAGCAUUUUGAACCAUCUAAAUGCUAGGUAGAAAUGGCUGAAGAUUAGAGGUUCAAAUCACAGAAACAGUCCAUCCAGGUGUGAAGGUAGGACUGCAUAUAUAAUACCUUCCCCAUAUCCAUGAUGGUGUGGAAGGCUUGUGCACCAAGUGUUACAAUUACAUUUAGAACCACUCUUCUUUCAAGUUUGCCCUACUGAUCUUUGUUAGUAUAAAAAAAAAAAGGAUCUCGGUGGCACUUUGGUAAAUAAAGGGAGUAUAACUCUUCUGACAUAUUGAUGUUUCCUCGUGGCAACUUGAGAAAAAUAUAGAAAGCUAUUUUUGAGAAGGCUAUCUGUAAACAAAAUGCUGAGAACUGUAGCAAAUUAGAUGCGAUGCAUCGUGGUGGGUCGAAGUUAUUUGUAAAUCAUCGAAAGUGUGAUCCCGUCACUGGAGAACUGGAGCUGAGGUCUUCCCUUUAUUAGAGAACACAUCAAAGGCCAUCGGGGGAAGUGGUGCGAGGGGGCUUAGAGGAAACAUCUUUGCCUCUACCUUCCUUUGGUGAGGCUUGCUUAAGAGCUGAUUUAACUGCCACUCGUGAGAUCUUGGAGCAGAGUUGUUAUGAAAGAUGAUGGAGGAGCAACAACUGAGGUCUAAUCAUCGGCAAUCUCCACUGCUCAGAAGAAGAAAGACAAGCAUAAAUUUGGGGAAUCAAGCGAUCCAUCUUUUUGCAUAAUGCCCCUUUUGAUUGCAGAUAUAGGAUCGAUGAUCCUUUAAUUCUUUCUCGUGCCGUAAUUGACAAGAAGAGCAUCUUGAUUUUCCCGAGGGGAAACUAGGUCAAAGGAAUGGUUAUGAAGUCUGUAAACUUGCUCUGCCUAGCUAGAGGCUGGAGCCUCCUUUAAAUAGACGAGGAGCGAGGGAAUAUGCCAUGACCAUUCUGCGCCAGAGAAUAGUGCUCUGGAUUCAUCCCCUUGUGACUGAAGCUUAUCAUCUUUUGUGCUUUUCCCCUUGUAUUUGACAUAGUAGUCAAACUUUUCAGGUGGUUCACCUAGCAAGUCGACCUCUGGAUCUCCGUUGUCAUAUAGUUGAUUUUAUGUACUUUCUUAUAAGUACUGUUGGUUAAGUAGGGAUAAAAAUCCAUGUUCACGCUGUUAAAUUGCAGAGAUACACCAGUGAGCUAUAUAUCCACAUAUCCAGUCACUAUUUUUAUUGCUUUCUUGCAUAUAGGUAUGUUCAUAGCCUAGUUUUUGCUUUCUGAGCUGCAAAUAUGCACAUUUAUGCCAUUUGCCUUCAUGUGCAUGUAUGUAUUUCUUGAACUCACAUAUUGUGUUUGGGAGCAUGGAUUUUGGGUCUUGAAUUUGGAUUCAUAUGGAUUUUUUUCGGGACAAAAUUCAAUGCAAGUUUGUACUGCAUUUUGUCCUUAUUGUCACAAAUUCAAAUCCAAAACUCAAAAUCCAAGUUCCCUUCUUUUUAUCUUAGUGAAUGCUUUUAUUGAACUGGUAUUGUGCAUCUCUUAAGUUUAUAUGCAUACAUCAUCUUUUUUUGCUCCAUGUGCAUUAUUCUCAAGUCCUUUUAUCUUGAUGGAUGCUUUUAUCCUAUAGUUAUCGUGCAUCUCACAUAUUUCAUUGAUUUGUGGUGUGCAUGCUGGCCUGUUGGAGCCAUGUAUAGCAUUUCCGUUGUUUUUCUAGCUUACAGGCUUGCAGCUGUCAGUCCAAGUGUGAACCAGCCAGAUGCUGGAUACACUAAAUCCCAAGCAAAAGGGUGAUGCUGCUUUACAGAAUUACAGUAUAAAGAUUUCAAAGCUGCAAUUGACUGCUAUACAAAGGGGCAACAUUUAACAAGUAUAUACAAAGGUUUCAUUCUUUGUUGCAAGUGCAGCCAAGCCAAAUUGCAAAAGUAGUGUCCACAAUUGAUUACAGGCUUGAACGAAGGAGAAAAAGAAGGGGGGACGCCAGAAUAGCCAAUUAGAGUGGCUGUGCAGUGAAAUCUUAGAUGAUUGAGAACAGGAGAGCAUGAGAUGACUUAUUUUUUCUUUAUCGCAAAAUAGGACCAAAACAAUCUUCCUUUCUUUAUGGCUCAAAAGAAUUUGUAUUCAACAGAGAAAUUAUGAAAUAGUUAUUCAAUGAGUAGGAAAACAAUUAUAAAA
This is a messenger RNA of Malania oleifera, 5406 nucleotides long. RefSeq names its product putative pentatricopeptide repeat-containing protein At5g09950. Gene Ontology annotation, biological process: RNA modification. Bases 13 to 3258 code for a protein of 1081 amino acids. The transcript is spliced from 7 exons. Lineage: Eukaryota; Viridiplantae; Streptophyta; Magnoliopsida; Santalales; Ximeniaceae. Gene Ontology annotation, molecular function: protein binding; RNA binding; zinc ion binding. The record is from RefSeq and is a predicted model, not a curated record.